This is a messenger RNA of Microthlaspi erraticum, 249 nucleotides long. Lineage: Eukaryota; Viridiplantae; Streptophyta; Magnoliopsida; Brassicales; Brassicaceae. The record is from the annotation of a GenBank genome assembly.
AUGGGCGAGAUCAAAGCCAGACGCAUAUUCCUCCUCUCCAUCAUCUUGAUCUUCUUCUUCUCUCAAACCCUUAUUCUGUGUUCAGCUAACGAUCAUCAUGGCUCAAGGAAUCUUGCAGUGGUCAUGAGGAAAAAGGUGAAAGUCAGAGGACCUCGAAACACGACGUCGUCCGCAGCUUCAACUAUGAUGUUGCCAAGUUCUUUCCAUGUGGGUGCUGCUUCCUCUUUCCUCCUCGCUCUUCUUUUGUAA